UAAUGAAUCGAACACGUAUAUGUCAAAAGUAAUAGCGAAAACAUCGGUCGAUUUGCAAUUUUUCUGCAGGAGAAAAAUAAAAGUGAAAAGUGAAUGAAAGUAACGACAUAAGUGUAUUUAUCAUCCGCAUAGAUGGCAUUUGAAGUCAUGGAGGAGAAUAAAUCUAUUUUACACGAAUUGUACGUAUAUUCCGAGUGGAAACCUGAACCGGAGUAUAUUCAAAAGCCUGAUAAUAUUUUACCAGAAAAUAUUUCAGCAUUAUGGAGGUGGUUAAAGUUUUUUGGACCCAAAAGAAGUUUAAUCGAUAGUGUCACUGCGCACAAAGAGAAGCAACAGAAAUGGCACAUAGCUCUUGGUGACGAAGGAAAAGUAAUUGCAGUGUUGACAGAUAAUAUACUAGAGAUCAGAACUAAGAGAUCUGAAUAUGCUACAAUAGCAGCUAGAACAACGGUGAACCGUGACCCGUAUUCCCAGUGGCGUAAGCUAGUGUGGAGUCCUGACUGCUCGUUUGUGGUGCUGGCUUAUGGCAAUGGUGUUGUCAGUUUCUUUGACUUGACCGCUUCAAAUCUCUUCAACAUUCCUAUUGAUUGUUCCCGUCCCGGUGGCCUGGAAUGUACGGACAACACUCAUGCAGUAGCUGACAUCAUUUUUAUGCCCCUUAGGGUCAAGGGCAACAAAUGGAACUGGGAGGUGGUGGUGGUCACGUUCGACGGCAAGCUGCGCGGGUACCUCGUGUCGCAGACGGAGGGCUGCAAGCUGCACCACACAUUCCGUUUCGCGGGCGGCGUGUCCGCGCUCGCGUACAGCGCGUGUCAUCAGACCCUGUACGUGGCUGGACUGCCGCGAGGGAAGGCAAAGGACCCAACGUCGCCCCUGAGCGCGGGUGUGACCGCGUGGCGCAUCGUGAACGACGAGCCGUUCUACACGCUGUCCGUGGUGUGCGACCAGCUCGACGCACAGCUCGCGAACGAACGCUUCCAGCUGUACAUACCCUUCCUCACUAAUAAGAACUUGGCAUUCAUAGUGCAAAUGCAGCUGUCUACCGACGGGUGUCGACUGGCGUGCCUGCACUGCAGCGGCGAGGUGUCGGUGUGGCGCCUGCCGCUGCUGCGGGCGGAGAGGCGCUGGCCCCUCGCCACACAACCCCAACACAACCUGCGCAACCCGCUGCUCACCACCGACAACGCCAACAAGGACCCCACUCUCUUCUACGCGGCUGAUGUUAACUGGUGGACGCCUGAGGAAAUUAUCCUGUCGCGGUUCAGCGGCGCAGUGUCGGUGUGCAACAUAGCCGAUAUGGUCAACAUCCUCGGCAAGCAGCCGGAGUUCUUCCAGGGAACGCCCCGGAUCACUUGCGCACACGAGGGUACUUUCAUGGUGCUGGAGUGCGAGUCCAACGUGCUGCCGGCCAAGAAGUCACGCAGCGACGAAAGCAUGGAAGUGGUGAACAUCGAAGCUGACACUGAGGAUUCCAUGCUGGAGCUGACGAAGGAGUUGUUCAAGACGGUGCUGUACGCCAUCACCGACAUAGAGACCUUCCAGCCGAAGCCGAAGCGCAUCACUGUGGUCUCCAGGGUCUACAGACUGCUAGGGGUCAAGAGCACCACGCCGACGGAGCUGUUCUCUCGAAAAAUUGAGAGCGGCAACUAUUCAGAAGCCUUGACCCUGGCUGAACGAUUCAACCUGGACAGCGAUCUGGUGUACCAGCAGCAAUGGAGGAAGAACCCAGUGUCCACAGAAGCGAUACAGAAAUAUUUGAGCAAAGUGUCGAAGAAAAUCUGGGCAGUACAUCAGUGCGUGGAUCGGCUGCCGGAGACGCUGCCCGCCGCCAAGGAGCUGCUGCAGUUCGGACUCGAGCUCACCAAUGAGAAGAUCAUGAACGAGAUCAAUAAGGAGGCGGAGGAGCCGCUGACGGACCCCGAGGAGAUCACGCCGGAGCACCUCAACGCGUACACGAGCGAGUUGCUGCGGUGUCGGCAUGUCAUGCUGUUUUACAAGGAACGGCUCACUUUGUAUGAGUCCAUAUUGCGCUGUGAGAAGUCAAAGUACGUAAAAGACGAGUACGACCGCCUGCGAAGUAACAGCAUUGUGCACAGCGCCAUAGAGAUCGCAAAGGAGGGCCGCAUCGAGGCGCUCACGUGUCUGUGGCCACACAUCAAGACAACUGCGUUGCAACUCACUGUACUAGACAUGCUGCCAGAGACAAUCAACCCCAUAGACUAUCAGCAUUUACUGCCUACAAAGCAGCCGUGGCAGUGGUUCGAGACCAAGUCGCCCAUCAAAGUGCCGCCGUCGAAGUACGAGCAUGAUUGGUGCAGGAAGAAGAUAUUCAAAUCGAUCUGGAGUUCUAACUGGUCGGAAGACACGGCGGAGACGGAGGGCAUCGAAGCGAUCGCCGCCAUCGCUUUGGAAGGGGCCGCCGCAGCCGCGGAGGAGGACGGGAGCGGCGCGGGCGCGGUGCGGUCGAGCGCGGAGGCGGUGGCGGCGUGGGGCGGCGCGGACGUGGCGGCGUGGUACGCGCGGCGCGCGCGCGCGCUGGAGGCGCGCUCGGGGCUGGUGUCGCACGCGCUGGCGCUGGCCACGCUGGCGGCGCUGGGCGGCGCCGUGCCGGGGCUGGAGCGCCUGCUGUUCCACCUGCUGACGCUGGACACGCUGCUGUACGACAUCAACCUCGAGGGCGUCACGCUCGACCAGCUGGAGAACCUCUCCGCGCUCGACACCUGCAAACUACUCAUGAAAAUGUCGACCCCGGCCACGUUCGUCGCGGACCUGAAGCUGUUCGUGAUCCCGUUCCUGAAGCGGUACGAGCAGCUGAUGAAACGCACCGACACCUGCCUGCACGGACUCAUCGACUACCUCGAGAGCAUCAGCGUCGACGACUUGUCUUCGAUAUUAUUGGUGCUACAAUCCCCGAGCGAGUUCGAGCUGGACGUGAGGACGCACCUCGAGUUGGCGGAGCGCUGUCUGUUCGCGCACACCGGCACCGACCAGCUCGACAAGGCUUGCGACUUACUUGAUACCAUAUUGAAAGAAACUGACGGCAGCAUCUCGGGCAGCGAGCUGGUGCGGCGCGUGAAGGAGGUGGAGCGGCUGGUGUCGGCGAGCAGCCGCCUGGCGUGGCGCGGCGUGCGCGUGGCGCCGCGCGAGCUGCGCGACGUGCGCGCCGACGCGCGCCACGCGCACAGCCUGCUCACCAGGAUGGCCAGGCAUCUCAGCAAGGAAGAUGAAAAACCAACACAACAGGACUGGGAAAAGCUAUUGAAAGACCUCCUCGAAUUGCAAUCUACGAUAUUCAACUGCAUCACUAAAGAGCAGUGUUAUGAGAUCUAUGCGUCGGCGCUGCUGACGUCAGGCGUGGCGUCAAGCAUCAAGCUGGCAGGAGAAGUCCUGAUGUGUGAGCAAGGCGUCCGACGCAGCAAUCAGCUCGUUAACUACGAGCGCAGCGUCGAACUCGUCUCCAACGCCGCCAAGGAGUACUUCAAUUCGGCCUCUGCCCUCGACGAUCCCACACUAGAAUUGGCUAGAUGCUGUUUGAGUUUAAUAAAAGAUGGGAAUCCUGAAAUUCAAAAGGAAAUGGAUCUCAUCUCAGCGCUUCAUUUGUUAAGUUCAUUUAACUUAACGCUGCUGCCUAUUCAAGUUCGCUUGUGUGAGGAUAGGAUGAUAUUGAUCGACGAGUGUCUGAAGUUGGACCCAAAGGCAUACAUGGCUAGUGCGAAACUGCUUAAACUCGCCGAGCUUUUGAGGAUUGCUGGAGAUGACGCUAAGACACGGGAGGGCUCGGUGGUGGUGCGCGCGGGCUGGGCGGCGGUGCGCGCGGCGCCGGCGGGCUGGGCGGCGGCGGCGGCGCUGGCGCGGCAGGCGGCGGCGCUGCGCCACGGCGCGGGCGCGGAGCUCAUGGCGCGCGUGGCGCACGACGCGCCGCACGCGCCCGCCGCCGAGCGCCGCGCGCUCGCCGAGGCCGCCGUGGCCGCCUGCGCGCCCGCCGACAUCGAGGACCUGCUGCGCACCAGAUUAAACAUCGAGCUGGAGAUGCUCCAACAGAUGGGUGUGAACAUGAAGGAAAACAACCACCUCGCCGACCGAGCGCCCUCCACUGACGAUGAGUUUGCCGACGCUGUGACUACGCCGGUCAUCGAAAAGAAAGACCUGGUGGCACCUCCAUCUGAUAACAAAAUGCCUUUCUUCAACUAUCUGCUAGACAAGUUUCAGAACAAACCGUCCACAAAUACCGACACGAAGCUAGUUCCAGCCGAGAGCAAGGACCGUCGCGUGCGAUGCCAGGAGUUCUACCACUCUCUGUACAAGGAGCAUGAGGUCUCGGAGGAGCAUUACCGAUACAACCGGUUCUCGCUACCGGGCGGCGACGCGCCGUCCGUCGGCCGCGCCGCUCUCAACUGGUUCUACGUGCACAACUGCUUGGAAGACGGUGCUGAUAGGGACCUUGAAGCUGAUGUGGUGCGGCUGUGCGCGGAGGAGUGCGUGCACGUGGACACGGCGCUGUGCGUGUGCUGCGUGUGGUGCGCGGUGCGGGGCGGCGGCGGCGGCGGGGGCGGGCGCGCGGCGGUGGCGGCGCUGGUGUCGCGCGCGUGCUCCACGGCCGCGCUGUGCGCCGCACUGUACGCCGCGCUGCUGCGCUGCAACGCGCCCGAGCUGCGCGACCACGUGUAUCUCGCGCCGCCCGUGCAGUUGGCGCGCACGACGCUGAAACAAAACAACGGUUCGGAGGAGCAGCUGCAGAUCAUCCGCGACUGCAUCGACCGGCUGACGAGCAUCGGCGAGGUGGCCACCAUAAAGAACUUCGGCCUCAAUGUGAACGCGCUGCUGUUCAGUGUCGACGAGGAUUAUAGGCGCGAGAUUGUUUAUCGACUUGCCAGGUCGAGCGACAAGGAGCAGGUGUCGCUGGCGCUGUCGCUGGGCGCCAAGUACGCGCUGGACGUGACUGACGUGUGGCUCCAGCACGCCGCCGCCGGCCUCACGCGCGCCCCGCUCGCACUCGCGCCCCACCCGCCGCACCACGCGCACGCGCACGACACGCACCGGCGUAUCCGCGAGGCGCUGUGGCCGGAGCUGCGCGGCACGGACCACAACGCUCUGAUCAACUACUUCACGUUGCUGCGCAGCGUGGACGACAAGCCGCUCAUGUUCGGCCUCUCCGCCGCCGAACACAUCAAGCUCCUCAAGAAGGCCAAGGCCGCGUCCCCAGAGUUGGACUACAAGUUCCUGCUGGAGCAGUCGUCCCCGGAGCAGUUCACGCGGCGCCUGGUGGAGACGCUGCGUCCGGAGAACGCGGGCAUGGUGACGAAGUUCCUGCGCACGCUGCCGCCCGCCUUCAAAAUACCCGUGUCCGUCAACACGCUCUACACCAAGUGGCUCACCAAGUACUUCUUCAGUGUGUCCCCCGCGAACGCGACAAGUAAGAAGUGGAUGCAGCAGUACCGGCAGUGCGCAAGCUACUUCAACAAGCUGUCCAAGGAGGAUCUGCUGCAGUUCGUCGCCGACACCUGCUUUACUGACGACGCUGUGCAGCGCGUCCCGGCCGGCACACGCAACCUGAUGAUAAUGCAAGCCGUGGAUUACUGCCAGCAAGAACAGGAAAACGACUUCAAGAAUACCAAAAAUGAGCAAACUUGGGCGCAUGUGGGCCAAGAGCUGACUCGUUGGGCGCGCUUCCUGGAGAACUUCCACUCGUCCACCGUGCAGAACAUUAUCGAUAAUAGCAACAUCCCGCGCGACGAGAUAUGGCCUGAGAUCGAGAAGAGUCACGGGUGCCCGGAGACACUAUCGCGGUGUGUGGCGCGCGUGUUGCUGCGCGGCGGUGGUGGUGGUGGUGGUGGUGGUGACGGCGGCGGCGUGGCGGCGCUGCGCUCGCUGCUGCAGUGCCUGCACGCGCCACACCAUCUACCCACCGUGCUGGCCCUCGCCGCCGAGGAAUGUCGCGACCUCAUGGAGGUGCAGACCCUGGUGUCGCGGCUGACGCAGCUGCACAAGGAGGGCGUGAAGGUGCCGGAGGAGGUGAUCUCGGCGGCGCUGGCGCGGUGCGCGGAGCACGGCGUGGCGCCGCACAAGCAGAUGUCGCUGCUGGCGCUGAGCGAGCGCGGCCGCCACCCGCACGCCGCCGACGCGCUCAAGGUCGCGCAGUUCAGCGUGCACCUCUUCCGAGCCGAGUGGCCCGGGGCGGCGCCUCUGCAGCAACUCGACGAAUCGCAGUUACUGAUAGACGAGGGCAGGCGUGAAGUAUUCAUGCAGUUCCUGAAGAUCUCCGACACGUGGCAACAGAAGAAGGCGCUGGUAGACGUGCUCAACUGCUGGCCACCAACCAUGAUUAGUGAGACCCGCAGCUUGCACGGCGAGUUCUUACACGCGCUGCUCACAGACACCACCGACCACAAGGGCAGCCUCGUGCUCAUCAAACUACUCAUGAGGCGACCCGCGCUAGUCGAAGAGGAAGUAAUAUGGCUGGUCGAGAACGUGUCCGGCGACGCAGUCGUUAAUGCUCUCUGGAUCGUACUGAUGAGUAAAAUAGAUCAUUCCAAUGAACAAAUACUGAAGCUAGUCAUGAAACAUAAGGAUACAAUAGGUAAGCUAGAGAUAGAAGAUGAUUUGAUCAAAGAGUUACUGGACAAUGAGUUGUUUAUUAAACUGGUGCAAACUCCAUUGUAUGCCAGUAUUAUAAGCUAUAUCAUAGAAAAGGAGUCGUCGAGCGAACCUGGACCGUACACCAUAAAAUGGGCUACGGAUAAACUGCUAAGAGCAAAUUAUUUAGCCGAGGCUGGGCACCUCAACUUAAUGUCUAUGGGUAUCCCGGCGCCUCUGCGCGGUUUUACUCAAUGUACUAUGUAUUCCAAAAAUGUAUUGAAUAAGAAGUAAAUCCAUAAUGUAAUCAAUCAAUGUGCAAGCUAUUAAAUUAUUUAUGUGAA
Manduca sexta (tobacco hornworm) is the source of this 6917-nucleotide messenger RNA. RefSeq names its product neuroblastoma-amplified sequence. Gene Ontology annotation, molecular function: SNARE binding. The record is from RefSeq and is a predicted model, not a curated record. Gene Ontology annotation, biological process: retrograde vesicle-mediated transport, Golgi to endoplasmic reticulum. Gene Ontology annotation, cellular component: endoplasmic reticulum membrane; Dsl1/NZR complex. Lineage: Eukaryota; Metazoa; Arthropoda; Insecta; Lepidoptera; Sphingidae. The transcript is spliced from 41 exons. Bases 133 to 6867 code for a protein of 2244 amino acids.